Molecule: messenger RNA, 1816 nt
Organism: Enhydra lutris kenyoni (northern sea otter)
Lineage: Eukaryota; Metazoa; Chordata; Mammalia; Carnivora; Mustelidae
Product: YLP motif-containing protein 1
Exons: 2
Coding region: 286-1389 (367 amino acids)
Biological process (GO): regulation of telomere maintenance
Cellular component (GO): nucleus
Source: RefSeq, a predicted model, not a curated record
GCCGAGAAGUGCCAGGAGCAGUGCCAUCUAGCGGACGCGCGGGCCUUGGCACCCGAGCCCCAUGAGGUCACCGCCCCGAGGGAUCGGGAGACACACAGAGACCGAGACCGGGAUCGGGGUGUGAUUGACUAUGACCGGGAUCGAUUUGAUAGAGAACGCCGACCUCGAGAUGAUAGGACUCAGUCAUAUCGAGACAAAAAAGACCAUUCCUCAUCCAGAAGAGGGGGAUUUGAUAGGCCAUCCUAUGACCGGAAGUCUGACCGACCAGCCUACGAAGGUCCAUCCAUGUUUGGAGGAGAACGAAGACCUUACCAAGAGGAACGAAUGCCCCUGCCAGCUCCUUCACUAAGCCACCAGCCACCUCCAGCUCCACGGGUUGAGAAGAAACCCGAAUCUAAGAACGUGGAUGAUAUUUUGAAACCCCCUGGCCGAGAGAGCAGACCUGAGCGAAUUGUUGUUAUAAUGAGAGGAUUGCCUGGCAGUGGAAAGACACAUGUUGCAAAGCUUAUUCGAGAUAAAGAGGUAGAAUUUGGAGGACCUGCACCUAGAGUUCUAAGCUUAGAUGAUUACUUCAUCACUGAAGUGGAAAAAGAAGAAAAAGACCCAGAUUCUGGAAAGAAGGUGAAAAAGAAGGUCAUGGAAUAUGAAUACGAAGCUGAGAUGGAGGAAACCUACCGCACCAGCAUGUUCAAAACUUUCAAAAAGACUCUGGAUGAUGGCUUCUUCCCCUUUAUCAUCCUGGAUGCCAUCAAUGACAGAGUUAGACAUUUUGACCAGUUCUGGAGUGCAGCAAAAACCAAGGGUUUUGAGGUAUAUUUGGCUGAAAUGAGCGCAGAUAACCAGACUUGUGGCAAGAGAAAUAUUCAUGGAAGAAAACUUAAAGAAAUAAAUAAGAUGGCUGACCACUGGGAAACUGCACCUCGUCAUAUGAUGCGCCUGGACAUUCGUUCUCUGCUGCAAGAUGCUGCUAUUGAGGAGGUAGAGAUGGAGGAUUUUGAUGCAAAUAUCGAAGAACAGAAGGAAGAAAAGAAAGAUGCAGAGGAAGAGGAAAGCGAACUGGGUUACAUUCCGAAAAGCAAAUGGGAGAUGGACACAUCUGAGGCCAAGCUAGACAAGUUGGAUGGCUUGAGAACUGGUACUAAAAGGAAACGUGACUGGGAGGCAAUUGCCAGCAGAAUGGAGGAUUAUCUUCAGCUCCCUGAUGAUUACGACACUCGUGCUUCUGAACCUGGGAAGAAGAGGGUGAGAUGGGCGGACCUGGAAGAAAAGAAGGACGCAGAUAGGAAAAGGGCCAUAGGUUUUGUGGUCGGACAGACUGAUUGGGAGAAGAUCACAGAUGAAAGUGGUCACCUGGCUGAGAAAGCCCUCAAUCGAACCAAAUAUAUAUGAUACUUAGUUUUUGAACGGAGUCAUUGUUCCUCUAAGGUGGUUCGCUUUGAGGUGAUCUGAAGCCACGACCUCAUGGAGCUUCGUUGUGUGUCACCUUGCCUUCCACGUUUCGGUUUUUGUUUUGUUUCUACCACUUUAGUUUUUUAAAGUUCUCCAGUGUCCCCAAGAGGUAUUAGAAUCUUGCUGUACCCAAGCAAGACAUUAAUUUUUCUUUUUAACUAUUUUGGGGAGGGAGGGAGUGAUAGCUUAACUGCUGAAGCCAGGUGGAGGGUCUGCUGGAGGAUUCCACCAGAAAACAUUUCCUCCGCUGUACAAUGUCACAGACUAUCUCUAUCAUCAUUGCUUUGUGGCUGUUUUUGUUUUUUACUGUAUGUAACUGGUAGCUGAUUGUACUAGGAUUAAAAACAAUAAACUUUCACGAUAAAGC